Chelonia mydas (Green sea turtle) is the source of this 4023-nucleotide messenger RNA. It is a transcript of the gene CCDC170, whose product is annotated as coiled-coil domain containing 170. The record is from RefSeq and is a predicted model, not a curated record. Lineage: Eukaryota; Metazoa; Chordata; Testudines; Cheloniidae. The transcript is spliced from 13 exons. The coding region runs from base 40 to 2460 and encodes 806 amino acids.
CAGCGACGGAAGCUCGGCCUCCUCAGUGUACGCGUCGCCAUGGCGACCGCGGCCUGGGUAAGGUUCGGCGCUGCUGGCUGGCUGGGGGCGCGAGGACAGAGCGGCGGGGCGGGUUCGAAUGGAACCGGCCGGAGCAGAUCCCCGGGGACCAUGAGCAGCAGCAGCAGCAGCAGCGACAGCAGGUCGCGCGCAGGGGCCGCCUGCUCCCGGCUCAUUGACGUGACCAGCAACGCGGCGCUGCUGCCCGCCCCCCCCGCCGCGGAGGUUCAAGAUCAACUCACCAUAAUGAAGAGACAAGUGGAAGAGAGAGUGAAUUUAAAUGCUAUCUGCAGUGCUGGAAGAAACAAAGGAAGAACAGAGGCACGAAAGGGAGCUUAUGAUCACAUUCUUUUGGAUAUACCUGUCAAUCGAGAACAGACAAAUCAUCGGGCUGUGGCUGAAACUGCCCGUAGUGAACUUGCAGCACUUCUGGUAAAGUAUGAAUGUGCCCAGUCAGAGCUUCUAGAUCUCAGAUCCAAAAUGGUCUCUAAAGAAGUCUCAUUGCAAGAGCUGAAGGCUGAAGUGGAAAGCUACAAGGAAAACAAUGCUAGACAAUCCUCUCUCCUCCUCUCUUUGCAAAAUCGAGUUCAGGAGAUGGAGGAGGAAUCAGGUGUGCUUGUCACUUCCAAAAAACAGACAGACCUAACAGCACAGGUUUUGCUCCAGGAGAAUUGGGAGCUGAAGGAGAAGAUCCAUGACCAAGAAGCCAAACUGAACAGAUAUUUGAAUGAAUGUGAAGAAAGCAAGAAUCAAGCUUCUAAGAUCAGCUGGAAGCAUGGUGAAUUCUUAGCACAGCUUUCUGGAUUCCUGGACGUCGACAUCAGAGGAAAAGAGGAACCACACAAACAUUUAAUUUCAAAGGUCAAUCAGAUGCAUAAAGAAAAUACAAUGCUAAAAGGGCAGAUUCCCACUCUUGCAGAGGCUAUCAAUGUUCAUGAGAUAGAGUCAAAAGCUAGCAGAGAAACCAUCAUGAGGCUUGUUUCAGAAGUCAGCAAAGAGCAGAAAAGGGCCAUAGUCUACUCCCAAGACAUGGACAAGCUUAGCAAGGAUCUGGACAGUGCUUUAACAGCCAAAGAGAGUCUAGAGAAGGAGAUCAGAAGCCUCCAAGAUAGGCUUGCUGCUAGCCAGAGGGCUUGGGAAGCCUCAAAGCAGGAACUGCACCACCUGAAGAGAUGUUCCAAUGAGAUGGAUGGGAGUCUGAAAAGCAGCAUUGACGAGGCCAGGACUGCUCAGAGCCUGCUGAGUGCUUUUAAAGAGCAAGUUGCUACCCUUCUCAGCAACAGUUCUGUAACAGUUAAAUGCUCUGAGGGGGCCAUCAUGGAGAGAAUUCGAGAACUGGGCCACAGGGAAGAGAGCAAAAAGAUAAUGGUGUCCCAGCUUGAAGCCCAAAUCGCUAAACUGACUGAGCAGCUGGAGAAUCAGACGAGAUUGCACCAGGAGGCUCUGCAAAAGGCCGGGAAAGCAGAAAAACAAUUUGAGACACUCCAGGAUCAAUUGAUGCGUCUGGAUGGGGAGUUGGUGUCUGGAGACGUGAUGCGAGAUGAUUUGAAGCUUGAGAAACAAAAAUAUCUUAAAUUUCUGGAACAACUUUCAGAUAAAAUGAAGCUGGACAGCAUUGCAGCUGAAAUUGGGCUCGAUAUGAGUCUGGAUGUGAUUCUGGCCCGUGCAGAGCAGUUGGUCAAACUGGAAAGUGAUGCAGUGAUUGAAAACAAGACUAAUGCGAACAACCUACAAAGGAAGUUGAAAGCUCAGAAAGAAAAGCUUGAGAGCAAAGAGCUGCAUAUGAAUCUUCUGCGGCAGAAAAUAUCCCAGCUGGAAGAGGAGAAGCAAGUGCGCACAGCCCUGGCUGUGGAGAGAGAUGAGGCAAACCUAACCAUCAGAAAGUUACAUAAGAAGGUGGAGAGGUUACAGAAGGAGCUGGGCCUGGCAAGAGACUCUAACACUGACCUCAAAGCCAAACUGUCUGACACCAAUGAACUGAAAGUCAAAACUCUGGAGCAGAUUAGAACCAUUGAGGAACUAAACAAGUCUCAAGGCAAGCUGGAAAAGAUGAAGGAGAAGGCUGAGAAGCAGCUGAUCUGUGUCAAAUCCGAAUUACAGUUUACGGAGCAUGAAGCUAAGGAGGAUAAAGAAAGGGCCAGGAGUAUGUUAGAAGCAGUUACCAGUGAACUGAAGGCGCUUAAAACAAUCCUGGCAGAGGUAUCAAAAAGAGAAAAGCAGCUGGCAGAGUUCCGUGAGGUGGUCUCGCAUAUGUUGGGCCUUAGUGUUACCAGCCUUGCACUCCCUGACUAUGAAAUCAUCACACGUCUCGAGGGGUUGAUCCAUGCUCAUCAGCACCAUUUUGUUCCCUGUGUCUGCCUCAAAGACGUGGCAGUGAGGCAAGAUGGACACUCGCAAAGCCACUUACAGCUUCUUCACUGAACAGUGCCUCUUUGAGAGACAGGCAGACAGAACUCAGCUGGCUCUUAGUGUUGAAAAUGAACAGCAGCAUGAGUCCUGAUUGUGGGUGAUUUGAGCAAAUAUUCCUAUAACCAUCUCUCUCAAAAUGUAUAUGUGGAGUGAAAUCAUGGCCCCACUGAAGUCAAGAGGAGGUUAGCAAUUGCCUUCAGCGGAGCUAGGAUUUCACCCACUGUACCGGCAGCGAAACAAAAUACAGAAAAGGAUCCAACCUAAAUUUAAAUUUCUUGCACUCUAGACACUGAAGUAUUUUUAAUAAGCAAUAUUUUUAAUACAGCUAACAGAUGUCUGUUUCCCUGUCCAGGAACAAACAUAUGUAAUUCCUCCUACUGUUAAUGGCAGUUAUCUGUACAAAUUCACAAAUGUUGAUAAGAGACAAGCCGUAUCACCCCCAAUAUAAAGCUUGUACGUAAUCAAGGUCUAUGUGCUUGAUAGACAGUAUGUGGGAUAUAGACCUACCUCUGCUGCAUGGCUCAUAGGACAGCCAGAUUGUGAAAGUUCUGUUGGGUAGCUGGGCAGAUAAAAGAGGCAGCUAUUCAGUUACCUCCCCCAACCAAUGCAUGCUUCGCUCUCAUCAUUGCUAGUCCCUCUGCGCCCACUGUAGUUGAGCUUUAGAAGCUUGAUUGGGUGGUGGAAAGGCAGAGGAUAUGAAGUAAGGAAGCAGCAUGCUCUCACCUCAGAGCAGUGUAAGUUGUGAUGCAACACACAUUGUAAUUGCAACAAGUUCCCUUUUGCAUAAUUAACAUACCAUAGAGGGGUUAGGAGCAUGGGGCAUCUCAACAGACAUUACUCCAGUCAUUGAAAUUAUUAAUCUAUAUUUUAAGGAAAAUGAAUUAUAAUCUUUACAAUCUUUUUUUAGAAAAACAAUUUUAGUACAGGAUUAGGAGGGAUUACAUAAGUAAUGCACAACUGGCUACAUGCAGUGUAGUUUUUUUAUAUUUUGCUUUUCUCUGAAACAUCAGUGAUUGGCUAUUUUUGAAUGAGGAAUGCCAAACUUGGUAGACCAGUGGUAUGAUCAGGUAUGGUAAAGCAUAUGUUCCUAUGAUUAUUUAGAUUAACAAUAAUUUCCUUUCUUAUUUUCUAUUGUGAAAUGGUUUGUUCACGUACAAGUUAACAAAUAUUCACAAAUAAAAAGGAAAACCCCUAACAAAUACAAAAUACAAAAUAAAACUUGAGAUAUAGGCACUUCUUUCAUUGAAAAUAACAGAUUACAGAUUAACAUUUUAUCGGUCAAACUGAACUGCUCGGGGGUGUGUAGGUAGGAAGAGGAUGUACAGAUAUACUAAUACUCAGAUAAGGUUGAUAGUAGUUUUAGCCUGUGCUUUUGUUUGUUCCAUAAUUACAUAGGUGGACAGAGUCUUUGCCAGCUAGUGUAAAGCCCUGUCAGCUGUUGUUUCUUACAUACACACUUUUAAAAUACUGAAACAUGCUUUAUAAACCAUAAAUUGAACAAACUAAAGUAAGAAAUUAGUGUCUGAACAUACUAGGUGUUGAAUGUACUCCCAGUAGGAGUUGAGUGCACUUGAC